Molecule: messenger RNA, 2037 nt
Organism: Sphenostylis stenocarpa
Lineage: Eukaryota; Viridiplantae; Streptophyta; Magnoliopsida; Fabales; Fabaceae
Source: the annotation of a GenBank genome assembly
AUGGUUCAGUAUAAUUUUAAGAAGAUUACUGUGGUGCCGAAUGGGAAGGAUUUCGUUGACAUCAUCCUCUCUCGUACUCAGCGUCAGACACCGACUGUUGUGCACAAAGGAUAUGCAAUUUCGCGGCUUCGCCAAUUCUACAUGCGUAAAGUGAAGUAUACCCAGCAGAAUUUUCAUGAUAAGCUCUCUACCAUCAUCGAUGAGUUCCCCCGGCUUGAUGAUAUUCAUCCGUUCUAUGGCGAUCUCCUCCAUGUGCUCUACAACAAAGACCAUUACAAGCUUGCUCUUGGACAAAUUAACACUGCCAGGAAUCUUAUUGGUAAGAUUGCGAAAGACUAUGUGAAAUUACUGAAGUAUGGUGACUCGCUGUAUCGAUGCAAGUGUCUUAAGGUGGCUGCUCUUGGCCGCAUGUGCACUGUGAUUAAGAGGAUUGGCCCUAGUUUGGCUUAUCUAGAGCAGGUCAGACAGCACAUGGCCAGGCUCCCGUCAAUUGAUCCUAAUACUAGGACUAUCUUGAUCUGUGGAUAUCCUAAUGUUGGCAAGAGCUCAUUCAUUAACAAAAUUACAAGAGCUGAUGUGGAUGUGCAGCCCUAUGCUUUCACUACAAAGUCUCUCUUUGUAGGUCAUACAGAUUAUAAAUACCUGAGGUACCAAGUGAUUGAUACACCAGGGAUUUUGGAUCGGCCUUUUGAAGAUCGUAAUAUUAUUGAGAUGUGCAGUAUCACUGCUCUAGCACAUUUGAGAGCUGCUAUAUUGUUUUUCUUGGACAUUUCUGGGUCUUGUGGUUACAGUAUUGCUCAGCAGGCGGCUUUGUUUCACAGCAUUAAGUCCUUGUUUAUGAACAAGCCAUUGAUUAUAGUCUGCAACAAGACUGACUUGCAACCGCUGGAUGGGAUAUCUGAGGAAGAUAUGAAGUUGGUCAUGGAGAUGAAAUCUGAAGCCUUGAAGACUAUAAUUGCUCAGGGAGGUGAGGCAACAAACGAUGACAGUGUAUUGUUGACCAUGAGCACUUUGACAGAAGAAGGGGUAAUUGCUGUAAAAAAUGCAGCAUGUGAUAGGUUAUUGAAUCAGAGGGUAGAAAUAAAGAUGAAAUCAAAGAAAAUGAAUGACUGCUUGAAUAGGUUUCAUGUUGCUGUACCAAAGCCUCGUGACCAGAAGGAUAGACCACCAUGUAUUCCUGCAGCAGUUUUAGAAGCCAAAGCUAAGGAAGCAGCUGAGAAGGAAAAGAGAAAAACUGAAAAGGAUCUGGAGGAGGAGAAUGGUGGGGCUGGUGUAUAUUCAAUGAAUUUGAGAAAACAUUACAUUUUAGCCAAUGAUGAAUGGAAAAAUGAUGUACUGCCUGAAAUCUUGGAUGGACAUAAUGUGUAUGAUUUCAUCGAUCCUGAUAUUUUGCAUAGGGUUGAAGAGUUGGAAAGAGAAGAAGGGAUGAGAGAGGCUGAAGCUGAGGAUGAUGAUUUUGAGAUUGAUGGAACUGAGUUGACACCUGAACAGCAAGAAGCUUUAGCUGAGAUUAGGAAAAAGAAAAGCUUGUUGAUCCAGCAGCACAGGAUUAAAAAGGGCAACGCAGAGAAUCGGCCAACUGUUCCUAGGAAGUUUGACAAGGAUAAACAGUACACUUCAGAGAGAAUGGGAAGGCAGCUGUCCUCUUUGGGACUUGAUCCCACUUUGGCAAUUAAGAGAAUGCGCAGCAGAUCUGCCUCUACAAGAGGCCGGAAAAGGGAAAGAUCACCUGAAUCAAGAAGUGCAGAUGGCAGAGAUGGUAUGGAUAUUGACGGUGACACACCAAGCAAAAAACAGCGUCUGAGUAGAUCACUGUCGCGAUCUAGGUCAGUGUCACGCCCGCCACAUGAAGUUGUACCUGGUGAAGGCUUUAAGGAUUCUGCUCAAAAGGUCAAGGCAAUUAAACUUGCCAAGAAAUCUGUCAAGAAGAGAAACAAGGAUGCACGUCGUGGAGAAGCUGAUAGAGUCAUACCUACAUUGAAGCCCAAGCACUUAUAUUCUGGGAAGCGCUCAUCUGGAAAAACUGAUAGACGCUAG